Patella vulgata (common limpet) is the source of this 7148-nucleotide messenger RNA. RefSeq names its product SPRY domain-containing protein 7. Gene Ontology annotation, molecular function: protein binding. Bases 25 to 609 code for a protein of 194 amino acids. The transcript has 5 exons. The record is from RefSeq and is a predicted model, not a curated record. NCBI's taxonomy places the organism in Eukaryota, Metazoa, Mollusca, Gastropoda, Patellidae.
CUGGUGUUCCCUUAAGCUACGAAAAUGUCUUCUUGUUUCUGCUGUUUCAAAUGCGGAAAUUCAUUCUUUGGACCGGGUCAUGUACAGUUAAAAGAAUUACCAGUUGUUAAACUAGAUACUUCACAUAUGGGAAAUGAUGUGGUUAUAGUUAAAAAUGGUAGAAGAAUUUGUGGUACAGGAGCGGCCUUGGCUAAUGCUCCAGUUGUUCAAAAUAAAGCUUACUUUGAAAUCAAAGUCCAGAGUACAGGUAUAUGGGGUGUUGGGUUAGCCACACAAAAAAGUGACGUUAAUAUUGUUCCACUUGGUAAUGAUCCAGACUCAUGGGUAUUAAGAAAUACAGGAGAGCUAGUUACAAAUAAACAAACAGUCAGUAAAUUAACAGAGAUUCCACAAGAAGGAGAUAUAGUCGGUUUAAGUUUCGACCACAUAGACUUAAAAUUCUAUGUUAAUGGCCAAGUAGCAGAUCAAACAUUUACAGGAAUAAAAGGCACUUUGUUUCCAGUGUUCUAUGUUGAUGAUGGAGCUGUGUUAGAUGUACAGUUUGAGAAGUUUUAUCAUACACCACCAGAAGGUUUUGAUAGUAUAAUGAUAGAACAAUCAUUAUUAUGAUACUUUUACAUUUUAUGUCAUUUUAAAUUAACUAAAGGCUGUAUACAUCUUUCUUAAAUUUCUUAAUUUAAACCUGUGACAAUUAUUGGUAAAUAUUGUUAUUGAUCCUCAGUGAAUUUUACAUUAUCAAUGAAAUUACUGGAAAUAUAACAUAUAGAGAAGCGUCUGUAAUUAGGAUGGGGUAUGCACAUUCUGAACCAGAUUUUGAUGGUAGGUUGUCUCUGUGAUUGCACUCAUAACAUGCGAUCUAAUUAAUCGUAUGCAUGUCAUUAAGGAAUGGUGCGCUAAACACUCAAACUCUUGUCUGUAACAGAGUAAGGAGUCUAUAUCACUUAAAAUAUUUGACAUUUAGUAAUCUUAUUAUAAUGUUUCUUUUUAAUCUGCUUCUGAAAUUUAAUUUUUAUUAUUUCAAUAAAAUAUGACUGAAAACUAACAGUGCACAUAUAUAGCCAGUACUAGUACUACUCUUAAGACUAAUGGUCAGUUUAUAAUAUGCAUCUGAAUCGCAAAUGUAUUUGUUGUCUUUCACGGUAUACAUUUAAUUAAUCUAAAUGGGAAUAUUUUGUAAAAGAUAAAAAUUUAACAUCCUUUUAAAAAGACAAUGUAUUCCUUAUAACACUAGACUCAUCUUAAUUAUCAAAAAUUCAAGUACUUGAUAGAGCAAAGCAAUUUCAAAAUAACUGUGGAUAGUAGUGAAUCUUAAAGCAUAUAUCUCAGCAAUGGAUUGACAGAUUUAAUACAAUCUAUUUGAAAACCUCCACUGUGUAUGUAUAUACAAAUCAUCAAAUCGUGAAAUACUUCUUUAAAUAGUGUGUUUUGAAUUUUGAUACAUAGGUUGAAGUGAAAAUCUCUUAAAAUAUCCUGUAAUCUUGCAUUUAUUUUAUUUUUAUGGUAAACUACUGUAUUAAUUUGUAUAGAGAUGAAUGAUUUUUUUUUUCAAAUCCAACAGUUUAUUACCAUUUACUGCUGUCCUGGGUUUGUAGACAUUAAUUGGAUACCGGUAAUUAUUAAUAUCUUAGUCUGUAUAUAUAUUGUGUAUGUAAGUUAAGGCCAGCAACAUUGCAUUAUUAUCAAACAGUUUUCAUUAUUUCAAUAAAAACAGACAUUUUCUGAUUAACAAGAAAUCCCCUGAGUUUGAAAGUGUGUGUCGUCUAUCUUCUUCCUAACAACAUUGCGGUUGUGACUAAGACUUUGUAAGGAUGUGUUGUCAAUAUUCAAUGAUGAUGGAAUGGAUGGACUCAUUGUUAAAUUUCAAUUCUAACUGAUUGAGCAAGGCAUCUGUCAUUGGUUAAUCUAUAGUUUUGCAAUCAUUGUGAUGGGUAACAGCAUGGAUCAGUUUCAGUAAAUAAAUAAUUUAAAAAUAAGUAAUUGAGUUCUGUUCGAGAUUAUUUCACUUUUAUGAAAUUGAACUUAUAUUUGGAUUUAAUUCUAUAACUUGCCAUGUAUCCAUCAUACCUCUUUUUCAUUUAACUUGAUUGAAUACUACUCUUUCAUAAAAUUGACCCCUGGCAAACAUUUAUGUUUCAGAAAAAUUGAAGUAAAAAAUAAAAUUAUAAGUAGGGGUCCAUCUAUGUAUGAGGCUAAAUAUUCCGGUAAACCCAAGAUGUUAUUUUUCAAACUUGAUGGAAGAAAUUACUUAUUUAUUGCCCCUGUCACAGAAAGCUUGGUGACAGUUUUGGGAGAUAUUUUUGCAAUCAGAUUUGUACUACCAUUAUCCGUUUAGAGCAAACAAUGCAGAUUUAGGACAUGAGUAUUAUUCAUUUUAAUUUACCAACUCUCUCACCGACCAUGGAGAGUUUCGAAAAAUUGUAUAUGGGGUUUCUUUUAUGAUUUUUCUGGUAAUAGAUCUCAGAAACAGAGUUUUAUCUUCCUUCAUUUCUGCCCACAGAAUUACACUCUGAUUAAAAUACAGAUCUAUAUUUCGUUUCGUUUUUUUAUACUUUCAUGAAGAUCUGAUAAGUUAUAGCGAUAGGUCACGUCAGGGGUCAAAAGACCGACUUAUGACCCUUUUGACGUCAGACAUUUGAUUAACCAAUCAGCAUUGAUGUUACUAGUGGAUUACCCACAGUUCCGUGAAAAACACGCCUAAACCUCGCCAUAACAGACCGUUUCAUUGGCUUAUCCCUGACACCAUUCAGAACACGAGUUAAAUAACAACUCUUCCAGAUCCAAGUGUAGUAAAGACAAGUAAAACGAAGUUUUGAACUAUAAAAAUGAAACGAAAUAGGAUCUGUGUUUUAACCAGAUUGACAGAAUUAGUAUGCUACAUAUAAAAAUGUGCAUAAAAUCAUUAGCUAUUGUAAAACUAUUCUUUUAAAUAGUGUACAGAAUCACACUUUAUUGCUGUGAAACUGUUCUACAGAAUCACACUAUAUUGCUGUGAAACUGUACUUUUAAAUAUGUGUACAGAAUCACACUGUAUUGCUGUGAAACUAUUCUUUUAAAUAUGUUAGUUGUAUAUACACAUCAGAAGUAAUCUUAUUAAGUACAAAUAAUUAUUACCGAAUAAAUGUGUGUUUGUCCCAUUCUGUUUGAAUUCCAUGAGAGGCACAAUUUCCUUGCUAAAUGUACAGCUUUUUCAUAAUUUAUUAUUGAACUUUACACAGAUAUUGUUGGUAAACCUAUUGUUACAAUUAACACUGUCCAGUAGAGGUCGACAGCUUCUUUGUGUUAAUCUGAGCUAAUGUGGGGGGGGGGGGGUUGUCAGUGUAUAUUACUGAUUUUUGUCUGUAUACAUACAUGUAUCUUACAUAUACCCUAUCUAUUAACAGCUUCCAUGGCAUACGGUUAUUUCGCACCAAAUAUUGAAUUCAUUUAAACUGUUUUCCUUUUCAAAAGGCACAUUUUUAUAUGCCCACAUUGAAAUGUGGUCGUAUAUUGUUGUCGCCCCCCAUCCGUCUGGCUAAAGUUAAUAUCCGAUUGACUCUAAAUUUAUACACAGUGUUUAAGGUUGUGAGAUGCAGAAUCCUAUUGAUUUUUAACAAUUUCCAAUAAUUACUGUCAGAGUUAUGGCCCUUGACCUCUUUGAAAAAUCUUGUAGAAGCUCUUGAGGCUAAAGUUCAAAUCUGAUUGACUUUAAACUUAUACACUGUGUUUUAGGUCAUGAGACAAAGAAUCCUAUUCAUUUUCAACAAUUUCCAAUAAUUACUGCCAGAGUUAAGGCUCUUGAUCACUUUGAAAAAUCUUGUGGCCGCUCUAGAGGCUAAAAUUAACAUAAAUUGUUUAAGGUCAUGAGACAAACAAUCGAAACAAAUUCUAAUGUUAUCUGAUAAUUACCUCAUGGGUUAUUACUUGUAAUCAGAUUUUCAUGUGUUGUAAAUAUUCUCAUAACUGACAAAAGAAAAAAAUAUGUGAAAACACUUGUUGACUGCCCAGACGACUUAGCUUCUGUGGGUGUGUUUCGUUGCCUGGCAACCUACCUUUACAAUAAUUUAGAGGUAUACAAUUAUAAUCAAUUCAAUUACAUCAUCUGCAGAAUAAAUUACACAAUAGUAAAUUUACUGAUCUGGUAUACCUUAUGUAAUAUAGAUUCUACAAAAGUACUGAAAACAUACAAAAAAUGUUUUGAAAUUUUUGAAAUUAAUGCAAACUAUGCCAAUUCCUUAAAGACACAGUCUUCCAGACUAAAAGUAAAAGACCUUUGGACCAUGCACAUUAAAAGUGAUGACCAUCUACAUCUAUAGUUCACAUUACUUUCUUGCACCAUCUUUAUUCUUUAAGAAUUGUUCGUCAAUAACUGAGAGAUAUGUUAUUUCUAUCCAUGGCCGUCACUAAAAAUUAGUUUUGAUCAUCUAAAUUACUAUUUAAAGACCACUUCUUAGCCCUUAUUAUGUGUUUAAAGUAAAAUAUGGAAAAUGGUUAUUGGCCUGUUAGUAGAAUUGUAAAUUAUAGUUGUGUAUGUUAUUAUAAUGACCAUAAAGUUGUAUUAUCUUUUUAUUAAUAAUUGAUUAAUUAUUUAUCAGUAUAAUACAUAUGGAUAUUGAAUCAUGUAAUAUGUAUUUUACUAUUGAAAAUUAUCAUUAUUUAACAUUAAUUUUUAUUAGCUAUUUUUUAAGGUUUUAUUUACAUUCAGCAUAAUAUAACAAUAGUAAUUUAUAUAUUUUACUCCUAUUAUUAUAUUUAAAUAGAAAAUUUAGAGGAAAAAGGCACAAGGUACAAAUUACUUGCCAGAUAUUAUUUAAUUGAUUUGUAUUGAAGUAAAAAAGUUAAUAUUUUAUGUAAAUUAACUUUUACAAUUCAACAUACAGAUGUCUGCCCAUAUCUAACAUGUAUGGAAGUGGGGGUGGGGAGGGGAGUGGUUAGUGCAUCCACGUUGUAUCAUAAGGUCUGUCAUUGAGUCAACUGGUGUGGUUUCGAUUCCCCGGUUGUAUUUGGCAAGGAGUAGGCUCGCCUGUUAAACGUCGUGGGUUUUCUCCGGGUCUUCCGGUUUCCUCCCACUGCUAAAGAUCCCUACACGUAAGCAAAUUAUUGAAAUAAAAUUGAACCAUAUGUUAGUCCUAAAAUGACCUAGUUUGUGUCGAGUGGACAUUAAACCUCAUUUCUCUCUUUAUUUAACAUGUGCAAUGUUCUAUACAUGAUUGACUGAUCAUCAUUCUACCUAAGGUAAAGAAACACUCUUAGCAUGCUUUGGUGAUUUAGCAUGCAAUGUUAAAUUUCCUUUCAAUAUUGCACAUCAACAUCUCCUGCAUUAAUUUGAUUAUGAGCAGAAUGUGAUGACAUGCUGCCCAUCCAAAUUUAAAAACUAUAAAGUGUUUUUUUUUAACAGAGAGAUGGCAAGACAGGGGGGUUUUAAUGUCCACUCAACACAAUCUAGGUCAUUUCAAGACUAACAUAUGGUAGAAUUUUAUUUCAAUAAUCCGCUUAGACUAAGGUGGUCUUAGCUGUGGGAGAAAACUUGAGUACCCAUGAUUUUGGGCAGUUGACAGUACUGGGAUUGAAAGCAUGCCACUUGACGCAUUGACAAACUUUAUGAUCUAAAGCCCAUGUGUUAGACCACUCAACAACCCUACAUCAAUACAAACAGAUAUAGGUUUAAUGUAAGCACAAAGUAAACAAGUAAACACACCAUGGAUCUAUGAUUAUUUUGAUUAGUCGUCAACAUACUUUAAAGAAGUUUCGCUGGAGAUUCUAUAUAUUUAAUUUCUUAUCAAGUACUAAAAUAGUUACAACCAAGCUGUUAUGAGUGUAUAUCUGUCACUUCUACUGUAAACUAACAAUGCAAUGCACAUGCUAUAACAGUUUCCUAUUUAACACCUUGUGUACCAAGUAUAAAAGUAACUAUGACACAACAGGAAUAUGACUUUCUUUGUUGAUCUGAGUCUUUUGUAUCAAGGAGUAAGGGUUGCCUCCCGAUGUAGUGGUUUUGUUCCUCCUACUGCUAAAGACCCCUAUGUGCAAGCAAACUUUGGACAUAAAAUUCUAGUUUGUGUUAAUUAAUUAAAUAUAAUGUAUGAUUUCUGCAACAGCUGAACUUAAAUAGUAAACCAAUAAAAAAUAUUUCCUAUAAAUUGCUCAUUGUUUUGGUAAUAUGACAUGUGAAUAUAAAUAAUUGUUAGUAUCAGUAUGUUUUAUUAAAAGGCAGCUUGUUUGGAUAUGUAAGCAUUUUAUAGUUGUUUUGUGAUAUGUUAGGUCUUUGUUAUGUUGUGACUUUGUACAUAGAAUGAACAAUCUGUUUAUGACCACAGUAACAAUUUAGACUUUAGCACUUUAAAUUGAAUUCAGAGUUUACCUCAAGGUAGCUGACUUCCAUGACAAGCUUAACACUAUUUCUUUGUUAGUUAUCUGGGGCCUGUUUCACGAAAUUUUAACUAAGAUAAAAUCCAAAUUUGAGUAAUUUGAUUGGAUAAUAUUAAAUUGAUUUUAGUGCUUAGCCAAUCAAAAUUGAAGUAUGUAUCUACUAAAAUUGGAUUUUAUCUUAAGUUAAAAUUUCGAGAAACAGGGCCCAGUUCUCUUUGAAGUCUGUUUUAAGACCAUUAUUGCCAAAGAAAAUGCACCUCUUCAUUGGCUCAAUAAGGGGUCAAGUCCAGUCAUUUGAACACAAACUUUUUAAAGGUGUUGUUAGACCUUACUAUUGAUUAUCAGGGUUAGGUAGGGUUUAAAAGUAUUGUUAGCUCUUAAACACAAGAGACACUGCUGACAGGUCGAAUUUUAUAAUCAAUAAUUAAUGUUAAAAUACAGAUGUGAAAAUAAUGCAUGGACAAUGUGUCAGUCAUACAUUAUAUAUAUUAGAUGAAUUAUUGUGAUGAUUUCAUUGAAAUGCACAAGCAGGAUAACUUAUGUCUCCUCAAUGCCAUUAAACCACACUUUUUUUGGUGUUUAAGCAUAUGAAACUUAAGUUAAAUAUUUUGCUUUCUUCUUUAGAUCAAAAUGUAAAGCAUAAAACCACAGAAAAGAAUUUAUUAUGAAAUUUAUCUUUGUGUUGAGUGAAUUGUGUGUUAUUUAUAAAUUAUGUAUAUCUUAUGUGAAUGUAUAUACAUUAUAUGUAUGUGUAAUUGUAUAUAAUUGUGUAAUUGAUUUUAUUGUGCAAUAAAAAAUUUGUA